AUGCAGUACAGAAUGAGUGGUGUGCAUACAACAAUUGAAACAACUCUAGAAAAAACGUUCGAAAAAGCCAUCACCAUUUCGUCGAUUGCGAUUAAACGCAGGCCAACGCUGCCGCAAACGCCAGCGAGUGCCCCACAGGUGUUGUCACCAAAACGACAGUGUGCAGCAGUUUCCGUCAUACCACAACUGCCUCCACAAGUUCAAUUUGCUUCUCCGGCAACAGCAGCAGCCGCUGCCGCAGCCGUAGCACUAAGUUCCGCUGCCAAGGUUGCCGCCGUCGGUGGUGGUCAUCAAUUAUUUAAUCCGGCUGCCGUGGCCGCUCACCAUCCACAUCCACAACACCACCAUCCACAUCAUCCUUCGGCUGCGACACAUCAUCACCAGCAACAACAGAGGGCUGCUGCCGCCGUUGCUGCCGCUGCUGCUGCACAGCAACUGCAUCCAAUUCUGAAUCAAUCACUGCAUCAUCAAUUCCAACAGCAUCACCAUCAUCAACAGCAACAGCAUCAACAACAGCAACAACAAGCAGUAGCUGUUGCAGCAGCAGCUGCUGUCCAGCAACAAAUUCAGCAGGCAGCGUUACGUCAUCAUCAUCAUCUACAACAACAGCAACAUCAACAACAACAACAACAACAUCAUCAUCAUCAACAGCAGUUGCAACAUCAUCAUCAACAGCAAUUGACACACCACCAACAACAACAACAACAAUCUUCGCAGACUUCAGUUUCAACAGCAAUCAAAUUUGCUACAAAUAUCAUCACCAAUAAUAACAACAACAACACCAAUAAUAUAAACAAACAAAAUUCACCAAUUGUAUCAUCAACAACAAGUAUUAUCAACAAUAACAACAACAACAACACUAACAACAACUCAAGUAACUGUCUUGUAACAACUUCGGUGGGAACAACAACUGUAAGUGAAUCAUCAAUAUCACCAGAAGGAAAUUCAAGCAACAGUGAUAAUAGCAACUCACCAAUUGAAAGUACAACACCGACAAAUACGAAUUUGAACAACAAUAACUACAAUAACACAAGCAACAGCAACAACAUGGAAAAUUCAAUGGCAUUAGCACCACUUGGAUUGUCACAGAGCAUGGAUUCGGUGAAUACAGCCAGCAAUGAAGAAGAGGUUCGGACGCUUUUUGUGAGUGGUUUACCAAUGGAUGCUAAGCCACGAGAAUUAUAUCUGUUAUUCAGAGCUUAUGAGGGUUAUGAAGGAUCUUUGCUAAAGGUGACCAGCAAAAAUGGAAAAACUGCAUCGCCAGUUGGUUUUGUAACAUUCCACACCAGAGCCGGAGCAGAAGCAGCUAAACAGGAUUUACAGCAGGGUGUACGCUUCGAUCCCGAUAUGCCCCAAACAAUUCGCUUGGAAUUCGCCAAGAGUAACACAAAAGUGAGCAAACCCAAACCACAGCCCAAUACAGCGACAACAGCCUCACAUCCUGCAUUGAUGCACCCACUCACUGGACACUUGGGUGGACCAUUCUUUCCCGGUGGACCGGAGCUAUGGCAUCACCCAUUAGCGUAUUCAGCUGCAGCGGCUGAUCUACCUGGAGCUGCAGCAUUGCAGCAUGCGACACUAGUCCAUCCGGCUCUGCACCCUCAAGUGCCGACCCAAAUGGCUAUGCCGCCCCAUCAUACAACAGCAAUACACCCAGCCUCGAUGCACAUGUCAGCUGGUCUACCGCAUGGUGCCACCGCUGCAGGGCAUCAUUUUUUAUCCAGUCCCGCUUUGGCCAGCCCUGUUGGCUCCGGCGGUAACAAUCAUUCAUCUAAUCCCCCCAUGGCUGCAAAUGCUCCAUGUUCAACGUUGUUUGUUGCUAAUCUUGGACAAUUUGUCUCUGAGCACGAACUCAAAGAGGUCUUUUCAAGUAUGCCUGGCUUUUGUCGCCUCCGAAUGCACACAAAAGGUUCGCACAAUCUCACUUCUUCUUCUACAAGCACAACUUCUUCUACUUCUACUGCUACUACAACUGCAAAUCUUGGCACAGGUGGUAACGCCGGCAGCAACAACAACUUGAGUAUCAACAUUAUCAACCAAAACAAUACCAACAACCAGAAUAUUACAAAUCAACAAUUUCUCGGCAAUAACAACAACAGCAACACUGCAAAUUCCGUUCUUAACAACCCUGUUGCUUUUAUUGAAUUCAAUGACGCUACAAGUGCAAGUGCUGCCAUGAACCAACUUCAAGGUAAAUAUCUUCUAUCAUCGGACCGUGGAUCCAUACGUAUUGAGUAUGCCAAAACUAAAAUGGUCAACGACAUUACUGCAGCAACAGGGCCACCAGUUGCAACCGCAACAGCAACAGCAACAAUAUCAUCUCUCAACAAUAAUGUCAUGCCACGCAUGAAUAAUGUGACAAUUAAUCCAACAAUGGCGGUAUUCAAUCCAAAUGAAUGCCAUCGUCAAUACAUGAACGGUCAGAAUUAUGAUAUUUUUAUGAUGGGCGGAGGAGUUCCGGUCAGUUGCAGCACUUUGCCAACCAUAUUAACCACCUCCACAGCCACAAAUUUUACCAAUAAUAACAAUCUUACCAAUAAUCGUAACGCACUACAACCAGUUGUUGUAAAUUCACUACAGCACCAUCAAAACCAUCAGCACCAAAAUCAUCUUUUUAGAGACAGGAGCGGGUAUGGAAUCAAGGCAUGAUUUACUCAGUAAGAAAGCAGAACGUGAACUUCAUCAUCAGUUUUUAAUGACAGCACCAACUUGACCCGUUUCUACGUCAUCAAAUACAUCAACAACAGCAAUAUAUCCAGGAGCGGCGGGACCAGGAGGAGGAUUGUACUCUUAUGUACUACCAACAGCAUCACAUGUAGCGGCAUAGCAUAUUUGUUUUCCAACUUAAAACAAAAUUAAUUAUAUUUUUCUAUAAUUUAUUCUGUUCUAUGUGCGCAAAAUUUAAUUCAAAAGAACAUCUUUUUUUCUUACAAAUACUUAACAAAUUCAUCAGCAGAUAUCUCAUGCUUAGGAAAAGGAUAACGGCUUACAAAAUAUAGCAAGAAAAGAACCUAUUCAGCUUAAGUUAAAAAAAAAAAUAUUUUGAACAUAAACAAAAUUUACAUAUAAAUAUAAUAUUUAAAGUAAAUUAAAUAAUAAAUUGCAUAGUUCUUAUGACUGUGAAUAUUAUUGUGAAAAAUUAUAAUAACAUUAUUAUAAAAAAUAUUAGGAUAUUAGAAAAAAAUAACGCUAAUAUUUAACCUAACAAAAAAUUAAAAAAAAAAAGAAAACAUUGAGAAUCCUAAAAAAAUAUCUUACAGGAACUUUUUCUAGUAUUUAAAAUAAUUUACAAGUGACGUUAGUGCAAUUCAGCUUUUAAUUUUAUUAUUUUUGAAAAUCUUCUUAAAUACAACAUUUUGACCAAAAUUUUUAUCUACAUCAAUAUAUUUUUCUUAAAUUCACUUGAGCUGAACAAGUCAAUUGGAACAUAAAAGUCUAUUGUAUGUGCAUUUGUUAAUCAAUCGGCAUAAUUUAUUCAAAUUCAGCUCAGUAGAUGUACUUUUUGUUUUAUUUAUUUUUCAUAGUUCAUAAGCUGAAUUGUAUUUUUAUAAAUGUUUUUCUUUUUUGUUUGUAAUAAAACUAUUUGAUAUAUACAAACAUAUAUAUAUAUAUAUAUAUUAAAAGAAAAUAUUUAAAUAAAAUAUAUAUAAAUAUAGCUUAACCGAAUGUGCCCUUUACAUAGCUCUCUUUCUAGAUUUAUAAAAAUACAAAAAUUAAAUAAAUUAAAAUUUAAAAUAAAAAAACAAAGUAAAAAACAAAUAAAUAAAUACAAAAUAUAUAAAAAUGAUUAAUAGGGUUAAACUUGUACAGUUUCUAUAUAAUCACAUAACGUUUCUUGUAAAAAAAAUGUUAAACAGAAAAAAAAAAACAAACAAAAAAUUCUGGAAGAACAACGAUACAUUUUUGUUUCUUUUUUUCAAAUAAAAUUAAUAAAAAAAAAAGAAUUAUAAUUAAAAGUAAAAUAAUAAAAAAAUUAAAAUUAAUAUAGAAUAAAGCAACGCAGAGUAGGAAAUAAAUUAAAAACUUGAUAAAAUUUUAAUUAAAAAAAAAAAAAGUGAAUGAAAGUAAAAGAAGAACUUAAGGGUUUCACGUUUAUUAUUAUUAAAUAAAACAAUACAAAAUAAUUGUAAUAAUUUUAAGCAUAAAAACUAAUAAUUUGAAGCUUAAGUGAAAAAAUGUCUCUAUUCCUGGCUUUUAAAAUAGAAAACAUUUUAUUAAAUCAUAUUUUAAAAAAAUAGUUAAAAUGCUAUAGGAACAGAAACUAUUUUCCUCCUCUUGAUUGAACAACUAAAAACAAACUGUUUUCCGCCCACAGUAAAAAUUAAAUACAUAAAAUGGCAAGACAAACCAAAACUAAAACAACUUACUGAUUAAAAAAAGAAUAAAGUUAAAAAACGCAAAAUCCAAUGAAACAUCUUAAAGCAACAAAAACUUAAUGCAAGAACAAUCAAUUUUGUACUUGGAGAAAAAUACUAAAAGUAAAGAGAAACUGAAACCCAACACAAAAACAAGAAGUAAAAAAUGAAUAACAUCAUUUACAUAUCAUAUUUCGUAGAAAUUUGUGAACAAAAACAGAGAAAAACAUUAAUAUACAUAAAUAUUAUAUAAUUAUUCUAGGUAUACAACAUGUUUAGAGAAAAAAUAUAAAAAUUACUUAAAGCGAGUAAAAAAAAUCGGUAACGUAAUUCCGUUUUUAAGGAUAAAUGUUUAUAUAAUUUUAUUUUGCGUUGAGAUAUGCUAUUCAGCGGAAUGUGGAUCCUUGCUUUGUUUGAAUUCGAACCUUUCAUAUGAUUUAUUCUAAGAAAAAAGUAGUAAGAAAUAUAAAACACCCUUGUAAACGUUACUAAAUGUUGAACGCAAUAAUAUACCCUCUUUUUUUAAAAACAUUAUUCAGAUUUCAUAAAAAUUCAAAUGUAAUCUGAUGUAAUGUAAUUCUUGCAUAACCACCAGACCAAUUUUAUUGAUAUUCACAAAACUUUACUUUCAGUUAAACUGAAGAUUUGUCCUAAAUCUUGAUUAAAAAAUUCGUAGCCCUUCGUAAUUGGUUCAUUAAUUUUUUUAUGUACUCAAAACCUUCGUAUAACUUGUUCAAAAGAUCGUAAGAAAAUAAUAUUUUCUCAAAAAGUUUGAAGUAAAUGACAUGAGUCAAUGAAACUUGUAUGGAUCUCUAUACUGAAUUUUUCGUGAAUGUUUACCUCUGCGAGUAAGUAACUAUGUAAAUAUAGAUGCAAUAAAGCAAGCGGAAUGGUUGUUGCGAAUCUGGUCCGAGUCAAGCUCUGAUAUUUCCAAAAUAAUAAUUGAUUACACUCAAACAAAAAUAAUAAGUGAUGAUUUAUUUCAAUUAAAAAAAAAAAUAAACAAACUGCUGAAAAGCUAUUUCUCCGUACCAUUAUUGUUACUAAUUUUUACAUCAAAUGUAUUUUUUUGUUAAACAAAUAGUUUUGUUUAGUAGCAGUACCUUGCGGAUAUAAAUGUUCUUUUUAAGUCAUAGCAAUUACCAAAGCUGUCCUUAUUUUAUAGUUUUUAUUUUUAAUUUAAAAAAAAAAAUAUAUUUAAUACCAAAGGCAUACGUUUUAAAUUUAAUCCAAAGUUUUCAUUAAAAUAUUUGUAUCUUAUUUAAUUUUAAGAAAAAAUCUGAAAUACAGAAAUAAAAAUUGGAUCUUUAAGUUUAUUUUCAUUCCUUAUUUAUUUAAACUAAAAAAAAUAAACAUUUAAAGAUUUUCAAUUUGUUAUUUUAAGUAAUUUAAUGGAAAUUAAUUUAUAAAUUAUAUAUUCCGUCCAAGAGAUAUAAGAAAACUAUACAAAAAAAAAAAAAAAACAAA
Messenger RNA from Episyrphus balteatus (marmalade hoverfly), 5822 nucleotides. It is a transcript of the gene cpo, whose product is annotated as protein couch potato. The transcript is spliced from 10 exons. Lineage: Eukaryota; Metazoa; Arthropoda; Insecta; Diptera; Syrphidae. The record is from RefSeq and is a predicted model, not a curated record. Gene Ontology annotation, molecular function: mRNA binding. The coding region runs from base 1 to 2649 and encodes 882 amino acids.